AUGACAAUGUACUUCGAUAGAUGGUUAGCCAUGGCAGAUGUGAAUCAAACAUAUGAAGCAAUUAGAAACUACAUCAUACUUGACACAGUAAUUAAUGCAUACAGUGAUCAAGUCCAAGUAUUUGUGAAGGAACGUUGCCCUCGAACCUUGGACGCAUUAACAACACUGAUUCGGCUAUACAAAACAGCUCAUCCAAACCAGAUAUUAUCCAGGCCAACUACAGUACAAACAGCAUUUUUCGCAACAACUAAAACUAACAAUUCGAGAUUGAAAACCAAUGUUGAAUAUGGAAGAACGGACAAGAGAUACAAUGGACAACAAAACACAAAAAAAGUAAAUGAUAAUUCAUCACCAUACUGUGAAAUUUGCGGAAAGAAUAACCAUAGAGCUGACAAUUGCUAUUUCAGAAAUUCCAACAAACCUCAAACUCACAAUACCGAUACAACUCGAAAAUUACCAAUGCAGUAUAAGCCAGUGAAUAAAGUUUUUUUUUGCAGAGAUUCAACAGGGCGAUGUCCUUAUUUGACAGGAUGGUACAAAACAUUAGUAUUAGAUCAGCCUCUGGACGGCACUGACUUGAUUAUUGGAAACAUCACUGAUGUCAAAGAUUGUACAAGAUCUGAUGUCAUACAGUGGCAGAAUAACCAUGAAGUAAACAGGUCCAUGUUGGAAGAUCCUUCUUUAAAAAAAUUGAUUCAGCAUCGAAGAAAAGAUCCAAAUGCCUUGAUCAUGAAACAAGAGUAUGGAGAACUAGCUAAUGAGUGUUCAGAUGUUUACUAUUCAUAUGGCAAAGCUUUGUUGGAACUUCAUGGAUUGGAAUCCACAACUCUUGGAAACGUUUUGAAAAGCGAUGAUGAAAAUGAUGAUGAUGAAAAUGAUGAAAUCAAGGAAUGCAAAGAUAAGAAUGAUGACAACAGUUCGGCUCAUAGUGGGGCAUCGAAAGGAUUGGUUGAUGAAGAAUGUGAAAAAACUCGUAACACUCCUAUACAUCUGGUGUUCGUAUUUUCGAGUCGAUGGUAUCUGUCAGACAUAUGUGUAGUGUUGCUGGAAACUGUCAUGUUCAUGGCAGCUUCAUAUUUGUCGAUCGUCUGUGCCAAUACGUCAUGA
Messenger RNA from Helobdella robusta, 1107 nucleotides. RefSeq lists its product as hypothetical. NCBI's taxonomy places the organism in Eukaryota, Metazoa, Annelida, Clitellata, Rhynchobdellida, Glossiphoniidae. The record is from RefSeq and is a predicted model, not a curated record. The coding region runs from base 1 to 1107 and encodes 368 amino acids. The transcript is spliced from 4 exons.